AUGCUGAAGACAGCCAUGUUGGGGUGGAGACAUCCAGAGUCCUUGAAUUUGUCAUUCUUGGCCAAGUGGUUGUGGGGGGUCCCCCGAAGUCAUCUGAGGAGGCGUGAGCGAGCCUGCCAUCAAUGGAUUCCUGCCCAGAGGGACAGGAAGGAUGUCUUGCACCCCCUCUGGAAGAAUCCCCCUUCUGUGCCUGGGGGCACCCGGCAGUCUCCCAUCAACAUCAAGUGGAGGGACAGUGUCUACGACCCCCAGCUGCAGCCACUCAAGGUGUCCUACGAGGCGGCAUCCUGCCUCUAUGUCUGGAACACCGGCUACCUCUUCCAGGUGGAGUUCGAUGACUCCACUGAGGGCUCAGGCAUCUGCGGUGGGCCCUUGGAAAAUCAUUACCAACUAAAGCAGUUCCACUUCCACUGGGGAGCGAUGGACGCGUGGGGCUCCGAGCACACGGUGGACAGCCACACGUAUCCAGCUGAGCUUCACUUGGUCCACUGGAAUUCUGCAAAAUACUCAAGCUACAAGGAAGCGGUCCUGGGGGAGAAGGGGCUGGCUGUGAUUGCCGUGUUUUUGACGCUGGGCACCAGGCAGCCGGAGCUACAGAAGUUGGUGGAAAUCUUGCCAGAAAUAAAGUAUAAGGAUGCAUGGAAGGCCUGGGGUCCCUUUGAUCCUGCUGGUCUGCUGCCCUCCUGCCCAGACUACUGGACCUACCCAGGCUCCCUCACCACUCCUCCGCUAACCGAGUCUGUCACGUGGAUCAUCCAGAAGCAGCCCAUUGAGGUGGCUCCAGAACAGCUGUCAGCGUUUCGGACUCUACUGUUCUCCUCACGUGGUGAGGAAAAGAAGAUCAUGGUGAACAACUAUCGCCCACUUCAGCCUCUGAUGAACCGGAAGGUCCAAGCAUCCUUUCAGGCCCCUGAGGAUAGUGUGAACUCCUGA
Messenger RNA from Chrysochloris asiatica (Cape golden mole), 933 nucleotides. It is a transcript of the gene CA5A, whose product is annotated as carbonic anhydrase VA, mitochondrial. Gene Ontology annotation, molecular function: zinc ion binding; carbonate dehydratase activity. Bases 1 to 933 code for a protein of 310 amino acids. Gene Ontology annotation, cellular component: mitochondrion; cytoplasm. The record is from RefSeq and is a predicted model, not a curated record. Lineage: Eukaryota; Metazoa; Chordata; Mammalia; Afrosoricida; Chrysochloridae. The transcript is spliced from 7 exons.